Meloidogyne enterolobii is the source of this 420-nucleotide messenger RNA. The record is from the annotation of a GenBank genome assembly. Lineage: Eukaryota; Metazoa; Nematoda; Chromadorea; Rhabditida; Meloidogynidae.
AUGAGCAAGGAUCAAAAAAUUAUUGAACACGAAGGGACUAAAUAUUAUAAAGAGAAAGGUCGUUGGUAUCGUUUGGUUCAAAUUGAAGAAGAUUCAGUGCCUGCUAACAUUAAAAAUAAGACUGCAAAAAUAAGUUUUCCUCAAGAAACUCAACUGGAUAUAUUUAAAUGUCUAAACUUCAAUCAAUUAGUAUCUUUUCAAGAGUCAAGUUUUUAUUUCAAAAAUAUUAUUGACAAAUAUGGAAAAGAACUGGCAAAGAAGAAAUUUUCUAAGCUUGAAUUUCGUUCUGUUUAUGAGGAAAAAUGGGAAGAGAAUAAAUUCAUUAAAGUGCAAGUCGAACAUAAAUUUGUUGAAAUAGAACCUCAUCUUUAUGAUUUUGAAUUGAGUGAACAGCUUAAGGAAAAGGUUGUAAUUUUUUGA